Larimichthys crocea (large yellow croaker) is the source of this 946-nucleotide messenger RNA. It is a transcript of the gene hoatz, whose product is annotated as HOATZ cilia and flagella associated protein. The transcript has a single exon. Gene Ontology annotation, biological process: cilium assembly. The record is from RefSeq and is a predicted model, not a curated record. Bases 144 to 617 code for a protein of 157 amino acids. Lineage: Eukaryota; Metazoa; Chordata; Actinopteri; Sciaenidae.
UACGCGGGAGUCUGGACUAUUGUUCCUGCUACCUUGCCGUAGUAGGCUCGUUUCCAUGGUGACCAACAACAGCGCUGCUAACGGCUGUAACGGUCGCUAACGGCUGUAACGGUCGUUUUCAGUUUUCUGCCAUAAAAGUUCAAAUGUCUGAACCGGCCGAGCCUCCGGAGGACCAGGAGGACCAGGAGGACUUUGACAGGUUCUUCACCGUGUUUGACGGCUCUUCUCCGGAGGACGUGUCCCACGCCAGGCAGCUGUGGAGCUCGCUGUCGCUGCUCCCGCCGCAGGAGUCCCGGCUGGUGUCCGCAGACAUCCGGCAGAGACUGCCCGUGUCCCGGCCGCAGCAGCGCAGCAGCACCGCCGCUGCUCUCGGUCCCGUUAAACCGCCGAGUGUCCCCGCUCUGCGGCAGAGACACGAGGAGAGACAGCGGUAUGCAACCAUGGCCGACCAGAGGAGGGAGAUCCUGGCUCUGCUGAGGAGGCAGAGGGAGCAGAGGAUCCAGAAGGAGCUGGUCUCUGUGGGCUUUAAACCGAAGAAGGUCGGCAGAGAGAGAAAGACCCAGAAGAUCCAGAAAGACUGUGAGAGGGACGAGGAGCUGGUCAGACAGCUGCAGUGACCUUUAACCUCCAGCAUCCACCAGAGUCAGCCUGAAGUGAUCCUCCACCUUCAACCUCCAGCAUCCACCAGGGUCAGCCUGAAGUGAUCCUCCACCUUCAAGCUCCAGCAUCCAUCAGGGUCAGCCUGAAGUGAUCCUCCACCUUCAACCUCCAGCAUCCAUCAGAGUCAGCCUGAAGUGAUCCUCCACCUUCAACCUCCAGCAUCCACCAGAGUCAGCCUGAAGUGAUCCUCCACCUUCAACCUCCAGCAUCCAUCAGAGUCAGCCUGAAGUGAUCCUCCACCUUCAACCUCCAGCAUCCACCAGAGUCAGCCUGAAGUGAUCCUCCA